CUUGUUCCUCAAGAAAAAAAAAAAGCUCUGUAUUCAAUGUUAAAUGGAAAUUUAUUAUCUAGUUAUUCAAUAUCUAAAUAAUAAUUUCAAGUUGAAGUAAUUUAGAAUUUAUAUUUAAUAUUUAUUUAAUUUAUGUUUAGUUAGGAUUUGUUUUUAAAAUAACAGUUUAACUUACAUUAUAAAUAAGAUAUGUUCAAAAAGGUUUUGGGUUUAAUAAAAUAUUUUCCUUCCUUGAGAAUUUGAGUUUAACAAUGGCGAUGGAAGGGUAUACAUCACAAAUCAGUGACGAAAUUCACACCGAUGUUCUCAGCAAAGCUCGAAUCUCUUGCUACCAGGCGAGAGAUGCGUUCUACUCAUGCCUGGUGAAUAAAUCAGACAAGAAGCCUACAGAAAUCGGGACUGUUGGGCUGUUAUACCCAGUGGAUUGCAACAAAACUAGGCAGGAAUAUGUGAAUCAAUGCAGACCUACUUGGGUGAAGCAUUUUGAUAGGCAGUACUGUUCUAAGAAGAAAGUUCAGAGACAUUUGGAUGAUAAUGAGUCGAGGAGAGGUCCGUUGUCACUUCCACAGCCUUAUAUAUUCAAACCCCCCUGUUCUUGUUGAUGACAAUUUUUUGAAUACUUUGGAUAUUUGACAAGUGGUUGUUCUCAAUACUUGUUUUGGUUAAGUUUGCAGUUGUAAGUGUUGGGAUCUUUCAAUAUCUUCAUAAGUAGACAGUAGUUGUAAAGAGUAAAAUUGGUAGUUGAGGAGCAAUGAAUUGUGUAUUUUGAAGUUGUAAGUUGUUUGACAAGAUUAUCAUUCUCAUCGAUGUUGCAUCUAAUAUAAUUAGUGUUUUAGUU
Solanum lycopersicum (tomato) is the source of this 838-nucleotide messenger RNA. RefSeq lists its product as uncharacterized. Gene Ontology annotation, cellular component: mitochondrion; respiratory chain complex IV. NCBI's taxonomy places the organism in Eukaryota, Viridiplantae, Streptophyta, Magnoliopsida, Solanales, Solanaceae. The record is from RefSeq and is a predicted model, not a curated record.